This is a messenger RNA of Octopus sinensis (East Asian common octopus), 2527 nucleotides long. Its product is annotated as cytokine receptor-like factor 3. Bases 923 to 2266 code for a protein of 447 amino acids. Lineage: Eukaryota; Metazoa; Mollusca; Cephalopoda; Octopoda; Octopodidae. The transcript is spliced from 9 exons. Gene Ontology annotation, molecular function: protein binding. The record is from RefSeq and is a predicted model, not a curated record.
UUGACAGAAGAUUAAACAAAUAUACAUCGAAAGCUAACGAGGGAGUCUCUACAUGGUCGCUGGGGAUAUUAGAAAUAGCAGCUAAAUUUCACUCAAAUCACAUCCUACAAUCUUAGAAAAAAGACAGUAUAAAAUGAUCUUGGAUUCCCUAUGCACGGGGAAAAAAAUAAUAGGAUGGUCAUGGCUAGAACGACUCUGAUCAAAGGCUUACUCGAUCAUAGCUGACCUGGGGUUAAACAACCUCCUGUGCAGCAGUCUCAGGCAGAAAAGAGGUAUUUAAAAUAUAUGACAGCCUGGUAUAGUUCACAGUUGACAAAUUACUCUGGCCUAGAUACAUUCACUUAAUGCCGUUAUUUUCCCCUGCAGCACACAAGGCAACGGGAAACGACAUUUCUGAUAGGUUUGUCUUUCAAAAAGACGUCUAUAAAACUAAUUCUAGCAGGGAAUUUGGUGGAAAGUGAGGAUGUUUGUUUAGAGAGAAAUCUCCCAGAUCUGGAACCGUUCUAAUUUUGGUCAAAAUCCCGGAAGUCUGUGUCUGGAAAAGGGAGAAAUCAUUUCUGUAGAAAUGUAAACGUCACUUGCUGCCUUCGUCGUCACCAUCUCCUCUAACAUCCAUCCUUGUUAUUCUUCUUUUUAGAACUGCUCCCUUUUCUUUUAUACACUUUAACCCCCUUUUUUUCCCUCCUCCCUCAUCGACGUUGCUGUCGGUGCAGUUGUAUAAUUCAAAGGGUUUUUUCUUUUGCUGCAACCUACAUCUAUUAUUUCAGGCCCUCACAUUUAGUCUACUGUCUUGCAAGAUGGUUUGUUCUCUGUAAACAAGACAUCAUCUCUCAGAUGACACCAACAUUGGUUCUUCACUGAAUUUUAUUUCUCUACAAGUUAACUUGCACCAUUUCUGCUAAUUGUUGAAGAGAAUACCAUUAUGUCUCUGGAACUGCAACAAAAUGUUGAAGAGAUCAUAGACUUUGCAAAGCAACAGCAGACAGAACUGCAUGGACUGUUAGUUGCUCUACAAGAAGCCAAAGAUCAGAUUACUUCCAGUGGAGCAAAAUCUCGCAAUCAACUUAAUAAACAUUUUGAAAGUUUAAAAACGGAAUUGAAUGCUGCCCUGGACAACAGAUUGUCGGAACUGUUGUGUCAGGUGGAUAAAAUUGAACAAACAUCUCUUCCUCCUCUUGAUGAAUGUAAAGAUCUCAUUAACCAAGGAAUCUGCAAAGUAAACCGUAUUAUUGAAGAAGGAAAGUUAAUUUUAGAUAGCAGUUCCGUGGACGGUGAAAAAGUGUCCACUUUUCGUAAAAAUUCUGAUUCUUUGAAUCUCAACAGUGUUCCAGCUAUUCCAAGUUUAUCUGAAGUUGCUUGUAUAUCUGUUGACACUGCUGGUUCUAACAAAGAUAAAUUACUUGAGUAUGCAUCAAAAGAGAUGAAAGUCAUUUCCAAAGCUCCCGUACAGAUUGCCGAUGUUGUGGAACGACCUGGAGCUCUUUUAGUUAAAUGGAGCGAGACUGAAGAAGAUUUUGAUGCUACAGAAUUUUGUCUGCAGUAUGCGUCUGGUGUGAUCAAGUCAAAUGAGGAUACGUGCGUCCCAUUCCAUAAUGCCUAUUUGGGUGCCAAUUCGUUAUGUUUAGUGAAACACUUACAAACUAACCACCCUUAUUCGUUUCGAACACGAUGCCGCGCCGACCCCGACACAGCCUGGAGUGUGUGGAGUGUGCCAACUGUAGCUUCCACAACUUUGCCUCACUACGAGUGGAAUGCUGAUAACCCUGCUUACAUGACAACUAACGAAAACCAGACGGCCACAAAAUGUUGUGAUGGAGACUCUGUUGUGCUUUACUCUUGUGGAUGCUUGUACACUGCUUGUCAAUCAAUUACGUUCCGAGUGUUGGCGGCUGGGGAUUCCUGUCCUGGCGAUGGAGUCGGAUUGUCUAUCAAUAAAUCGUUUUGUAAUACAUUAAGAAGACCUGGUGCUGCUUAUGUUACAGUGGAUGGUGAGGUGUACGUAGAUGGACAGGAGAUGAAAAAUAAGCUUCCUUAUUGGGGUAAAAGUUCCUCAGUGACCUUCGACACUGAGGUCCUGUCUAAUGGGAAGGUCCGUGUAACCAUUCAAGUGGAAGAGAAAGAAGUCACUUUUGACUGGAAUGUUCCUCUCACUGAACCCUACCUACAGACCCUCAAUGAACUGGACGAGAACUAUUGUCGACCCAGGGACAAAUUUUAUUUUGCCAUGGUUUUUGCAAAUAGAGAGUGGAUGGUUUGUGUAGAAUAACCUCUGCACCAUGGUUCUGCGGUUAGCUUUGCAGUGUCUCUUUGCACUUAUCAUCAGAAACACACACACACACACACAAUAUGUCUACACAUACACAUAUGUCUACACACACACACCACUGUAAUAUUUAGAAGCAGAAGAUGGCAACAGGAUAAGUGAAAAUUUAAGGUAAGCUUCCAGACAUGUGCACUUUUAAGUAAACCUCUUUAGCUACAAUAUGGCACUCAGUACCCCCCCACCCCCCGCUACAACACAACACCA